AAUAGAAGAGAUUAGUGUUAACGUGAUAUUGGCAACACAAGCAAUGAAUCUUACGACAGAAAAUUUCAAUGCCAUGUAUUCGGACUGGCUCACUCCUAAUACAGCCGUUCUUGGUAUCCUCCUCACGAUGGGGACUCUUGGAAACAGUUUCGCUCUUUAUCUGUACAUAGUUCGUGUUCCCCACACUGAUGAACGAUUUUUCAUUCCGUAUCUUGGAGCAGUGGAUUUAUUUGUGUGUUUAUGGUCGGGAACCUUUGCAAUAAUUCUAAACUUUUAUCGUGCAGAUUUUCCAUCGGCAAAACUAUGCAAAGUAAUGUAUUUUUUCUCGUGGGGAUCCAUCAACUAUUCUGCAUUACUUCUCUUAAUAAUAGCAUUUCAUAGGUACAAGAAAAUUUGCAGACCAGUAUCUUUACAAUGGACCAAACGAAAGAGUCGGCUCGCUGUUGGAGUUGCUGGAUUUUUAUCUUAUCUUCUGACUGUCCCCAUUCUGGUUUUAUUUGGUGAGAGAAAAGGACACAUCAUUUACACAGGAACCAAUGUUACGCUUAUAACAUGUAAUAUAAUGAGCUUUACUCGUGAGGUGAGCUUUUAUUAUUUGGGAUUUAUUAUCCUUUACUUUAUCAUCUUAAUGACAUUAAUCAUUAUAUUGUACUCUCUCAUUGGAUUGACAAUUUUCCGAACGUUUCGAGUCAUACGAGCCUCGAGAAAAGUUCAAAACCAUAUAACGUUCGACCGAGGACACGAAAGCACGAUUUCAGAAGUUUCAAAUACAACAAUGGAAGCAUCGAUGUCCACUUCUAAAGACGUUAAAAAAGAAAAUCAAACACAAAUCAAGAAUGUCAUUCGGAAACACGUUCGCCAGAAUUUUACCGGCAUGUUUGCCGCCAUAAUUGUGUUUUGGGUCAUUUCCUAUCUACCAACCAUUACGUUAAUAAUCAUACCAGCUGUUAAGAAUUCAAUAGAGUUUUGGUUUCAUAUGGACCCAGUAGCUACAAAUGUUUUACUUUUCCUCGACAGAGCAUUUUUGUUGAACCAUGUCGUUAAUCCAUUUAUAUAUGGAUACUUUGAUGUUGGGUUUCGUAAGGAAGCUGCGAAUUUAUUCUGCUGCCACAAAAUGUUAGCAAAUUAAUAGUUUUGUGUGAAAAAUUGAAAUUGAUCAAAUUAAAUACUACCACCUUAUUCAUUGUUUACUUCCUGGUAAAAGUUGGACAUGAUCACGAUAUAAAAUGCUGAAUCAAACGGAUAUAGUUUUAUACUAAUAUGUGCACGCAUGCAUGUUAAGUGCUGACAUCGUUCUAAACGAUUGUUUAAUGUUACAUACUGCACAUCAUACUUAGGAGAGCUUGAUGGUCCUAUCCAAUUUUAGAUUGAAUUUAACUCCCUUUUAAGAAGAGAUAAAAAGAUACACGAGUAGGAAAACAGCCAAAUUUGAAUGGUAAAAUAUAUGGAUUGCUUCUUUACUAAAGAAAAGUUAAUAGCUUAUCAAAUAAUCUUUUAAAAAAGUAGAUCUGAUAGUUAAUUUGUUGACCACCCAGUAUUUUUAACAUCAAAUUAAUGAUAUGGUGAGGAAUCAAUAUAAUUUACCUUAAGCAAUACUAUCGAUUUAAUAAUUACCAUAACAAUCUUCUGUAAGAUUCACAUAUUAAUCUUAUGCAAAAUCAUUUAAAUAAUGUUGAGACAUGCUGCAAAAAAUGCAAAUAGUGAGCAAAGCAGAAAAACUUGAAUGCCAUGUCAAUUAUAUAUUUGUUAACUAAAUUGUGCAAUUAAAUUGUCGAACUGAAGAAAAUGUAUUUCUGUUUUGAAUGUUUCAAAGUAGUGUAUGUAUAAAUGGAGUUUCUUAUACUGCUCCAUAAUCUUAUAUUUCAGCACAAACAUUGUCUAACAUUAUGGGAUUUAAUGCUUUAAUGAAAAUUAUUUAUAUUCAAUGAAAAACCAAAUAGUUAUUUCACAUAAUCAAUAUAACAACCCCAAAACCCAGUCUCUGCACCUCAUCACCCGUGUUUGGUUGAUGAAAUAAUAUGGAGGUUGAGAUUUAAAACGUGUACGAGUACGCGUACGUGUGUUAAAACUAUACGUACACGUACACGUUUUUGUAAUUUAUCAGUUGAGAUUUCUAACUUAAAGGAUAUAAA
Magallana angulata is the source of this 2132-nucleotide messenger RNA. Its product is annotated as neuropeptide S receptor-like. The record is from RefSeq and is a predicted model, not a curated record. The coding region runs from base 44 to 1129 and encodes 361 amino acids. Gene Ontology annotation, molecular function: G protein-coupled peptide receptor activity. The transcript has a single exon. Gene Ontology annotation, biological process: neuropeptide signaling pathway. Gene Ontology annotation, cellular component: membrane. NCBI's taxonomy places the organism in Eukaryota, Metazoa, Mollusca, Bivalvia, Ostreida, Ostreidae.